Messenger RNA from Nicotiana tabacum (common tobacco), 424 nucleotides. The record is from RefSeq and is a predicted model, not a curated record. NCBI's taxonomy places the organism in Eukaryota, Viridiplantae, Streptophyta, Magnoliopsida, Solanales, Solanaceae.
AAAUGGCUAUAGAAAAAACAAAAAAGGGCAACUCCACUACUAGUCUACUUUCAUUUCUUUCUUUCAUCAUUAAAGUGUCUCUCUUCUACAGCUCCAGAAACGCUGAUCUGAUCCGAAAGAAUCAAAGGCUGUUCCGGGAACUCUUUAACAAGAGAGAAUUGGGGAUAUGGGUCGUGGAGUCAGCUAUGGAGGAGGGCAAAGUUCACUGGGAUACUUAUUUGGGGGCGGUGAAGCGCCAAAAUCAACCACGGAAAAUGCCCAAGCUGUUCAAAGUGAAGCGCAGGCAAUAAAUAAAGAGCCAGCUUCAAAGCCUGCCGUUUCUGCUCCAGUUGAUGCUGCUAAGCAGAUUCCUGCUGGUAUUCAAAGCACCCAUUCAUUUAACCAUUUCAGGAGAGAUGGUCAAAACACAGGCAACUUUAUCACG